Molecule: messenger RNA, 1146 nt
Organism: Aspergillus thermomutatus
Lineage: Eukaryota; Fungi; Ascomycota; Eurotiomycetes; Eurotiales; Aspergillaceae
Product: putative sarcosine oxidase
Exons: 1
Coding region: 1-1146 (381 amino acids)
Molecular function (GO): sarcosine oxidase activity; flavin adenine dinucleotide binding
Source: RefSeq, a predicted model, not a curated record
AUGGAACAUUUCGAUGUCGCAGUUGUUGGACUCGGGGUUCUUGGAAGCGGAGCAGCGUACUAUGCUGCCAAAAAGGGCGCCAAAGUGAUUGCAUUCGAACAGUUCGAGCUGGGCCAUGUGCGCGGAGCUUCCCAUAAUACCUCUCGCAUCGUCCGCACUUCGAACUUCGCCCCGGAAUACGUGGCCCUCGCCAAAUCGGCCUACAAGGACUGGGCCGAGCUGGCAAAAGUCACCGGCUACGAGAUGUUGACUACCACCGGCGGCGUGGUCUUCUUCGGCCCAGAUUCCCCGACACCAGCCAGCGACUUCACGAGAAGUCUGGAUACUCACAAUAUUCCGUAUGAGCUGCUCGACGCCCAGGAGGUGAAGAGCCGAUGGCCUCAGUUCAACAUUCCCGACAGCGUGUCUACAGUGUACACAGCCGACUCGGGCAUCGCCCACGCUGCUAGGACCGUCAGCACGCUGCAAUCUCUGGCGCGUUCCCACGGCGCCAUUUUGAAAGACAACACCGCGGUGGACCGCGUUACUCCCCAGGCCUCCGGUGGGGUCAUAAUCGAGACUCCAAAGGGACGAUUUCAAGCAGCCAAGGUGAUCCUCGCAACGGAUGCGUGGAUCAAUAAGCUCCUUGCUCCCCUGUCCGUGCACAUCCCCGUGUCUGUGAUGCAGGAGCAGGUGACAUACUUCAAGCCCACCGACGCAGCCGCUUUCGAGACGGACCGGUUCCCCGUAUGGAUCUGGCACGGGGCGAAUUGUUUCUACGGAUUUCCGUGCUACGGCGAGCCCACCAUCAAGGCUGGCCGGGAUUACUCCAACAAUCUCAUGACGCCGGACCAACGCACAUUCGUGCACUCGCCGCAGCUGCUUGAGCAGCUGGCAUCCUUUAUGAACGGCUUCAUCCCCGACAAGGAUCGCCAACCGCUUCGCACAGUGACUUGUCAGUAUACGAUAACGCCCGAUCGACGCUUCAUCAUCAGCCCGUUGGGAGAUUACCCGGACAUCAUUGUUGGCUUGGGUGCGGCCCAUGCUUUCAAGUUCGCCCCUGCUUUCGGUCGUGUUCUCGCGGAGCUGGCCGUCGAUGGCCGGACGAAUGAGGAUAUUUCGCAAUGGGGGAUUCCGAAAGCCGCUACUUGCAACGGCAAGCUCUGA